AUGGAGAGUAGAUAUGAGCCAAGGAUGACUUGCCAAAGCAUAUGGCCUUUCCACUUGUUUAUCUUCUGGCAAGCUGUCCUUGGUUCACGUUUGCUCUCUUUUCUCUCAUGUGAGAUUCAAGGACUAACGCCUCUCAAGACUGGAGAGGGGGAGAAGAAUUUACUUUAUAAUUGUGAUUCUAAUGCAAAUUUUUGCUUGUGUUUUCUGUCUGCAGCAACUGGAGGAGUUAAAUCAUAA
Molecule: messenger RNA, 237 nt
Organism: Prunus armeniaca (apricot)
Lineage: Eukaryota; Viridiplantae; Streptophyta; Magnoliopsida; Rosales; Rosaceae
Source: the annotation of a GenBank genome assembly